This is a messenger RNA of Oryza brachyantha (malo sina), 792 nucleotides long. RefSeq names its product methyl-CpG-binding domain-containing protein 4-like. NCBI's taxonomy places the organism in Eukaryota, Viridiplantae, Streptophyta, Magnoliopsida, Poales, Poaceae. Gene Ontology annotation, molecular function: zinc ion binding; DNA binding. Bases 50 to 583 code for a protein of 177 amino acids. The transcript has 2 exons. The record is from RefSeq and is a predicted model, not a curated record.
CCACCUAUCUAUCUGCAGUUCUACACUCCCAGCCCCAAAGGUGGCCACCAUGGCUCUGGAGGGGAAACAAGUUUCUGGAGAUUCUGUUACCAUGUACGCCAUCCAAUGCUGCGAAUGCGAGAAAUGGCGUAUCAUUCCAACGAAAGAAGAGUUUGAGAAAAUCCGUAUGAACUUCUCCGUGGAGCUAUGGUUCUGCAGGAAAAAGCCCAACUGCUCAUGUGAGCACCCUGAAGAUAUCCAGUAUGAUAGCAGCCGCAUUUGGGUCUUGGACAGGCCUAGCAUCCCUAAGCCUCCUCCGGAGACACGGAGGCUGGUGAUCAUGAGGACCGAUCUAUCUAAGAUGGACGCCUACUAUGUCAUGCCAAAUGGGAAGCGUGUGAGGGCCAAAACCGAUGUAGAUAGGUUCCUGGCAGAAAAUCCAGAGUAUGCUGCUACCUUACCAGCUUCAAGCUUCAACUUCUCAACACCUAAGAUUGUUAAGGAGACUGUUUCUGAGAGUGCAAAGUGGGUGAUCGCAAAGGCUAAGAUGGCAGGUCGUAAGGAACAGGGUGCAACAAAUGUCCAGAGUGGCAGCAGCAAGUAGUCACCAUUGAACCUAUGAAUCUAGAUGCACCACACUUCAGGUGACGCCAAACUUGCGAAAGAUAUGGGAGCAGCCACCUUAGAAACCUACCUAUUUCCCUUCCUUGUUUACCUCAAGAAGUCAUGCUAUGUUUUGCAAGUUGCUUUUAUGUGUCGAACCUUUAUAUUUAAGUUCAUAUCGACUGCUGCAAAGUUUUAGAACUAUUUUCA